GUACCUGACAAGUUAUUUAUUCUAAAAGUGAUGAGUAAUCGAGUAUGAAUAAAUAAUGAAUGUGUGCAAGUAGAAAACAAAGCUCUUAGUUUGGUACUGUGCUAGUGGAACACAACCUCUGAGUUUCUUGUCUCUCUGAAAUUGAUCAUGGAGUCAGCUGCACAGCGUUUGCAGAAUGCCUUGGGAAUCCCAACCGCGAUUUCUCCUCGAUCUGAUUUCUAUUCAACAGGGAGGAAGAGGAUGAGAAUUAACGAAGACAGAGGUUAUUCUUACCCUUCAAAAGCCAACAGUUUUGUUGAAUACCGAGAAGCUGAUUAUCUGCAAGAUUUGGAGUCAGGGAAAUACGGAAGCGUGACAGAAGAUAUUAAAAAACUUUUUGAACGAGGUAUGGAUUUUUUAAAGCCAAAGUAUGCGAUGAAUCCCGAUCUUCGUCUACUCAGGAGCCACGAUAAAAGCUCUAUCAACGAAGCUACGAAUCAACCGGCUAUGUUUGUUAACUUGGAUGAUGAUUGUGAUCCCCGGGGAAUGAGACAAGCACCUGUUCUGAUUAUCGAUUCGGAUGAUGAUGAACCUGUAGAACAGAGCUCUUCGCGGCAAUACCAGGGUGUUCUCUUGCCGAUGCCAGCUAGUGGACCUCUUAUAUUGGAUCCAGUGAAAAUUGAGUAUCCUCAGAGCCAAACAUGGGUAGAUAAUGGAAGCAUGGCUAUAGAACCUGAAGUCAGGAAUGAUAAAGGGGAAUAUGUCGGGGUGGAAGAUGAGUCUGAGGACGAACAAUAUGAUGAAAGUUGUGAUGGCCUAGCUAAUAUCUGGACGGAGAUGACAUUUGCCUUAGAAUCUUCCAAGGAAGCUCCUGUGAGUCCAUCUUUUAAUAAUGGUGAAGAUGACGAAGAUGAUGAAGAUGAUUGUGAGCAUUCUUUUAUCUUAAAAGAUGAUAUUGGCUACGUAUGUCGUAUUUGUGGCGUCAUUCAGAAAAAAAUAGAGACCAUUAUCGAAUACCAAUAUGCAAAGAACACAAAGAAUACUAGAACCUACUGGUAUGAAGGUCGAAAUGGCAAAGACGGCGAGAUUUCAGAAGAUUUUCCUGUUGGAUUGCCUGAAGAAGACUUUACUGCAACUGAACUCUUUGCACAUCCAAGGCACAGCAAAAAAAUGAGACCUCAUCAAAUUGAGGGCUUUAAUUUUCUGGUGCGGAAUCUGGUAACGGAGAAUCCAGGGGGGUGUAUCUUGGCCCAUGCUCCUGGAUCUGGUAAAACUUUUAUGAUCAUCAGUUUUAUACAGAGUUUUAUGGCAAAAUUUCCUUCUGCAAGACCACUUAUCAUACUACCAAAAGGUAUCAUGCAAAUUUGGAAGAAAGAGUUCUUGUUAUGGCAAGUUGACGUCAUCCCCCUUCUCGACUUUUACUCUGUAAAAGCAGACAGUAGGUUUGAGCAGCUGAAAAUUCUAAAACAAUGGAGAGGCGAACGGAGUAUCUUAUUCUUAGGAUAUCAGCAGUUCUCUUCCAUAGUAAGAGAUGAUGAUACCAGCAAGACCACAACCGAAUGUCAAGAGAUCCUAUUGAGUCUUCCUACACUUCUUAUAUUGGAUGAAGGUCAUACGCCAAGAAAUGAAGAAACUGCCAUGCUGGCAGCUCUCGAAAAAGUUAAAACACCUCGAAAAGUUGUUCUUUCUGGCACAUUGUACCAGAAUCAUGUGAAAGAGGUUUUCAAUAUUUUGAAUCUUGUACGGCCAAAGUUUUUACGCAUGGAAACCUCCAAGAAAAUUAAAAAGCGGAUCCUGAGCAGAGUGUCAAGCUCCAAGAGAGGGAACAUGUUUAAGAAAGGUGAUAAUGAAUUCUACGAUUUGGUGGAGCAAUGUCUCGUGAAAGAUGACAACCUCAAGCGAAGGGCACUCAUCAUACAAGAGUUGAGGGAGAUGACUUGCAAGGUUCUUCACUAUUACAAGGGAGAUUUUCUUGAUGAAUUACCUGGACUAUUCGACUUCACAGUUUUUUUAAACCUCAGCUCUCGACAAAAACGUGAACUCGUGACUGUAAAGGAGUUAAAAGGGAAAUUCAAAAUCAGCUCUGGUGGUAGUGCCCUAUAUGUGCACCCUGAGUUGAAGUCUAUUCCUAGGGCUCCUGAAGACAAAGAUGGAGUUGAUCAAUCAAAAGUUGAUAAAGUGCUGGAGAAUUUGGAUGUGAGAGAAGGAGUCAAAGCAAAGUUUUAUCUUAAUAUGCUUCGCUUGUGUGAAUCAAGUGGUGAGAAGCUCCUUGUGUUCAGUCAGUACCUUCCGCCAUUGAAGUUUUUGGAGAGACUAACAGUAAAGGCUAAAGGAUGGAGUCCAGGGAAGGAGAUAUUCGUGAUAACUGGUCAGACAAAUAGUGAAGUUCGUGAAAGAGAGAUACUUGUUGAUCUUUUUAACAGUUCACCUGAUGCGAAAGUGUUCUUUGGAUCAAUCAAAGCUUGCGGUGAAGGAAUUUCACUUGUUGGGGCCUCACGGAUAAUUAUACUGGAUGUACAUUUGAACCCCUCUGUUACUCGUCAAGCAAUAGGUCGUGCAUUCCGACCUGGUCAAACUAGAAAGGUGUACACAUAUCGUCUUGUGGCUGCUGAUUCACCUGAGGAGGAAGACCACAACACCAGCUUCAGGAAGGAGUCUAUCUCGAAGUUAUGGUUUGAAUGGAACGAAAGCUGUGGUCCACAAGAUCUCCAGCUGGAGAAUGCAGAUGUUCAAGAUUGUGGUGACGAGUUUCUGCAAACUCCAUGGUUGAAUCAAGAUGUCGUCUCUCUUUACAGAAGGUAAAUGCUGAAAGGACCGAAACAUGUCAAAGAAUUUUGUUUGUGAAGAGCCUUCCUUGAAUGAUAACUAGUGAAAAUUAGGAACUGGGCUUUUCUCCAAUAGUGCCUUUUGACAUAACUCUGUUCAACUUAUCUCCUACCAGAGCACCUAAUAAUAUCUUGAACUUGUUGGUAUUCCAGAACAAUUUCCUUGAAAUUUUAUUUCUUGUUAUAUGCAACCUUGGGAAUCUAGUUAAUUGAGUUAUUUCUCC
Molecule: messenger RNA, 3028 nt
Organism: Daucus carota subsp. sativus
Lineage: Eukaryota; Viridiplantae; Streptophyta; Magnoliopsida; Apiales; Apiaceae
Product: protein CHROMATIN REMODELING 35
Exons: 7
Coding region: 148-2781 (877 amino acids)
Biological process (GO): gene silencing by siRNA-directed DNA methylation
Molecular function (GO): ATP-dependent chromatin remodeler activity; ATP binding
Source: RefSeq, a predicted model, not a curated record